Molecule: messenger RNA, 2031 nt
Organism: Dovyalis caffra
Lineage: Eukaryota; Viridiplantae; Streptophyta; Magnoliopsida; Malpighiales; Salicaceae
Source: the annotation of a GenBank genome assembly
AUGUGCAGAGGCUCAAAGGGUGAUUCUUGCCCUUCAAAUCCAAUCAUGGAAGACAAAUCUUACAGCCAAAAGGACACUUUCUCGUAUAAAUGCUCAGUUUUGCUCGAAUUGGCUGCCUCUGAUGAUCUUGCUGGCUUCAAAACUGAGGUUGAACAGAAGGGUUUGGAUAUUGAUGAGGCAAGCUAUUGGUAUGGUAGAAGAAUUGGGUCGAAAAGUAUGGGUUUCGAAGAGAGAACAGCCCUCAUGAUUGCUGCCAUGUUUGGAAGCACUGAUGUUUUGAAGUAUAUCAUUGAAACUGGCAAAGUCAAUGUCAAUAGGGUGUGUGGCUCGGAGAAGGUCACUGCCCUUCACUGUGUCGUUGCUGGCUGUGCUGAUUCGUCAGUUGGUAUUGUCAAGUUCUUGCUUGAUGCAUCUGCUGAUCCUAACAUGGUCGAUGCUAAUGGAAAUAAGCCUGGUGAUCUCUUUGCCCUUUCAUCCAAGUGUCUCUGCAAUUCAAGGAAGAAGGUGAUUGAGUUGUUGCUAAAAGGCGAAAGGUUAAGUGGAGAUGAAGAAGAAAAACUGAUCGUAAUGCCUCAGUUGGCAAAAGAAGCAACUGAAAAGAAAGAAUAUCCUCUUGACGUGACGCUGCCAGACAUAAACAAUGGAAUGUAUGGUACUGAUGAGUUUAGAAUGUACUCUUUCAAGGUCAAGCCUUGCUCCAGGGCAUACUCUCAUGAUUGGACCGAGUGCCCAUUUGUCCAUCCAGGAGAGAAUGCAAGGAGGAGAGACCCAAAGAAGUACCCUUACAGUUGUGUCCCUUGCCCUGAAUUUCGCAAGGGAACAUGCCAGAAGGGUGAUUCUUGUGAAUAUGCACAUGGUGUUUUUGAGUCCUGGCUGCAUCCUGCCCAAUAUCGAACCCGGCUUUGCAAGGACGAAACUGGUUGCGCACGAAAAGUUUGUUUCUUUGCACACAAGCCUGAGGAAUUGCGCCCUGUUUAUGCUUCUACAGGUUCAGCAAUGCCUUCACCGAGGUCAACGUCUAGUGCAGUAGACAUGGCAACUUUGAGUCCGUUGGCCCUUGGAUCAUCAUCGUUGCCAUUGCCGGCUACAUCAACACCACCAAUGUCUCCCUUGGCGGUAGCCUCUUCAUCUCCUAAGAAUGGAGGCUUGUGGCAGAACAAAGUUAGCCUUACCCCACCUGCUUUGCAGCUUCCAGGAAGUAGGCUAAAGACAGCGUACUGUGCUAGAGAUUUGAAUUUGGAGAUGGAAUUGCUUGGGCUAGAAAGCUAUUCUAGCCAAUUCCAGCAUCAGCAACUGAGGGAUGAGAUGUCGGGUCUCUCCUCGCCAUCUCACUGGAGCAAUAGGAUUGCAGAUUUGAAACCUGCCAACCUUGAUGAUGUUUUUGGAUCUCUCGAUCCUUCUCUAAUGUCUCCUCUGCAGGGUGUUUCAUUAAAAGCUGGCACACCAACCCAGUUACAAUCUCCCAAUGGGCUUCAGAUCCGCCAGAACAUGAACCAACUUCGUUCAAGCUACCCAGCUGCCAAUCUCUCAUCUUCUCCAGCUAGGAACCCUACUUCAUAUGGGUUCGAUUCAUCCGCUGCAGUGGCAGCUGCUGUAAUGAAUUCAAGAUCCUCUGCAUUUGCAAAGCGGAGCCAGAGUUUCAUUGACCGCGGAGCAGUACCCAACCGUCUUGGUCUCACUGCGGCUGCAAACUCUGCAUCCAUGAUGUCCUCUAAUCUUUUGGAUUGGAGCUCCCCUAAUGGGAAACUGGAUUGGGGCAUUCAAGCAGAUGAGCUGAACAAGCUCAAGAAGUCUGCUUCCUUUGGAUUUCGAAGCAACAAUAAUCCGGCGACGACAGCUGCUAACUUGACGGUUUCACAUGUUGACGAGCCAGAUGUUUCUUGGGUUAAUUCGUUGGUUAAAGAUGUCCCCCCUGCUGAAAGGACAUCUUUUGUUGCUGAGAAGCAAUAUAGUCUUGGCAAAGGAGUUCGCGAAUCUCUGCCACCCUGGAUGGAGCAGAUGUACAUAGAACAGGAGCAGAUGGUGGCAUAA